Messenger RNA from Linum trigynum, 966 nucleotides. The record is from the annotation of a GenBank genome assembly. Lineage: Eukaryota; Viridiplantae; Streptophyta; Magnoliopsida; Malpighiales; Linaceae.
AUGGGUUCUGAUCAUCAGGAAACCACCUCUGUUCGAAUCCCAACCAUAGAUUUCUCCGACAUGGACUUGAAAGCUCCGGCUGCCAGCUGCUGGAACAUGGUGAAGUCGCAAGUCUGGGAAGCUGUCCAGGAAUACGGCUGCUUUCAGGCGACGUACGGGGAUCUGCCACAGCAGCUCCGGCAGGCGAUGGAUGCUGCCAUGGAGGAGGUUUUCAGCCUGCCGGUGGAAGCCAAGCGGCGCAAUGUCUCCGACAAGCCUCUCCAUGGCUACAUCGGAUCCUCGCCGGUGAUGCCCUUGUACGAAAGCUUGGGAAUUGAUGACCCUGAAACCGAUCAUGGGGUUCAGUCCUUCACUAACGUCAUGUGGCCAAGUGGUCACGCCAAAUUUAGCGAAAUUGUGCUGUCAUUCUCAAAGAAGUUGUCAGAACUGGAUCAGGCAAUAAGAAGGAUGUCAGUGGAGAGUUUGGGUGUUGAGAAGAAGUACAUGGAAGAGCAGUUGAACUCAACAUGUUAUCAACUGAGGUUGACUCACUACAGAGAGCCCCAAACCGUCCAGGAGAAAAAGAUUGGGCUUAAGGCCCAUGUGGAUCAAAACACACUCACGAUCUUGCACCAAAAUCAUGUUGACGGGCUUGAUGUCCAAACCAGAGAUGGUGAAUGGAUCAGUGUCAAAUUCGCUCCUCAAUGCUUUCUGGUACUCGUCGGUGAAUCUUUUAAUGCAUGGACGAAUGGUCGAUUGCAGUGUCCGUACCACAGGGUGAUGAUAAGAGGUCACACGGCCAGGCUAUCAGCUGGUUUGUUUGCAAUCCCAAAGCAAGGUUACAUGGUAAAAGCGCCGCAGGAGCUGGUGGACGAAGAACACCCCUUGUUGUUUAAGCCCUACGACUACAUUGACUACCUGAAACUAAGGUCAAAAGAGAUUGGCAAAUCAGUCGAGUCUCCUCUCAAGGCUUAUUUUGGAGUCUAG